Scylla paramamosain (green mud crab) is the source of this 1799-nucleotide messenger RNA. RefSeq names its product KRAB-A domain-containing protein 2-like. NCBI's taxonomy places the organism in Eukaryota, Metazoa, Arthropoda, Malacostraca, Decapoda, Portunidae. Gene Ontology annotation, biological process: DNA integration. The coding region runs from base 228 to 1676 and encodes 482 amino acids. Gene Ontology annotation, molecular function: nucleic acid binding. The record is from RefSeq and is a predicted model, not a curated record. The transcript has 3 exons.
AUGGGAGCUGACUGUUGAUACUGUGGUCAGUCAGGCACUGCUGAAAGCCAGGAGAAGACGACCAACGUAGUGUUACUCCCAGUACUUUGUGUGUAUUUUAUUAUACUCUGGAAAUCUGUACAAUGGAAAAUAGAAAAACUGAUUUUUAUUCAAAGCUGAUAGCGGCUGAGGAGAAGAAGGCAUCAAAUACUUCGAGUUUGUUGUACAGAAAUUAAUGCGAACAAAUUAUGAAUCGCUUGGAUGAACUUAAACGUGUUAACAUUAAAAAGACUCAGAAAGACUAUCGUUUGUUACGAAAGUAUGAAAUCCUUGAAGUCACAGUUGAAGGUAUCACCGUUAAGAAAUUGCAGAAAAAGGGAACUAAUCUUAGAUUCGUAUGCGCUGAAGAUGUGUUCGAUGUGAUCGAUGCUAUUCAUCGUGCACGUGGGCAUGGAGGUAGAACUAUUGUCUUUAGGGAAACAAGUGAAAAAUAUGCCAAUGUUUCAAGAUCCCAAAUUGAGUUGUAUUUACAGUUCUGUGAGGAGUGUCAUCUGAAAAAAAGCACUGUACGCAAGUCUGUGACUGUGAAGCCAAUUGUAUCCAACAGUAUGAACUCACGAGCUCAGGUCGACUUGAUCGAUAUGCAGAGCCAGCCAGAUGGAAAACAUCGUUUCAUUCUGAACUACCAGGAUCACUUGACGAAGAUGGUGUGUCUUCGGGCUCUACAGACGAAAACUGCUGAAGAGGUUGCUUUCCACCUCGUUGAUAUAUUCUGUGACAAAGGAGCCCCCCAUAUCCUGCAGUCUGACAAUGGAAGAGAAUUCUCAAAUAAGCUUGUCAAGGAAGUUCUGAUGAUGUGGCCAGAGUGCAAGAUGGUUCAUGGCAAACCACGACAUUCCCAAUCGCAGGGCUCGGUGGAACGUGCCAACAGGGAUAUUGAAGCCAUUCUCGCAUGUUGGAUGAAGGACAACAACUCUACACAAUGGUCACAGGGACUGCGCUUUGUCCAGUGGAAGAAAAAUACCCGCUUUCACUCCGGAAUUGGAAGGACACCAUAUGAGGCCAUGUAUGGACAGAAGGCUCGUCUUGGUGUUGACGCAAAUUCUGUACCAGAGGAAGUCCUGGACGGUAUGCAGACGGAGGAGCAGCUUGCAGAGGCACUAGGUGUUGUCAAUGAGGUCACAGACACAGAGGAGGAAGAGACAGGUGUUGAAAAGCAAGAAGAAGCAUCUGCUGUCAUUAACUGCAUCUCCUGUGGCAAAAGAUAUUUUGGUUUAAAUGUGUGCAAUGUGUGUGAGAACCCAUGUCACUCUAAUACUCCGUGUUCUAUGAGGAAUAACGAUGCUGAUGAGUCUGUGCUUUGUUCCAUCUGCAGUCGGAGUCAGAGUAUUCAUACUGAACAAAUGAAGUCCAACAUAGAACAACAGAAACAAGCCCAAAAAAUGAUCGAUAAUUCUGUGAAGAGAUUUCAACCAGCCAAGGUAGGGGAAACUGUGAUGGUUCCUGUUCCAUUAGUUGACCGCGGACGUGCAGAGUUUCCUAAUGUGAAGGCAGUUGUUUUUCAGGCAUUGGACAAUGGCACAUAUAAGCUUGGUACAAAACACGGCCUGCUUAAACAAGUGUACACUCGCAACCAAUUUACUCCAUGUCUAGAAAAUUCCUUUCUCUUGAUGAUGUUGUACAGGAGCGGGAAGUAAGUCUGCGGGAAGUAGCAAUUGCAGAAUCAAUGGGACAAGGUCAGGGAUUCGCUAAAUGCUCUUGCACUAAGUCAUGUAUGACCAGACGCUGCAAGUGUUUAAAAAACUCUGUAUUAUGCAACA